AUGACGGCUUCGAUGAAUUCUGGGACUAUUCCUUACUCGCUGCGAAAUUCCGUGUUGAAUGUUCAGGUUCGCAGAUACAUAGAGACUACUUGGAAGCCUAAUCCAUCGCUCUUUGACCCUCGCCAGGCACCAAACCGAUCUAUUAAGCCUUUCAAUGAGCGAACGCGCCUCGUCAAGGGUAGGAACAUGAAUGCACGAAUUAACCAAGAUUGCCCUGCAUAUCCGGUUAUCUCCGUCUUCUCCGACGCCGUCGUUGUCGAGGCUCUCAUCGCCUUGAAGGGACGGAUUCUGCUCGAACUUAUUCAGGAUGACAUCUCUUCUGCGCUAGUGAAGGUGGGGAUUGGACUCGAUGUUUCUAGGCCCGCCCAUUUCCGAAGGACAUUUAGUCGUAUACGGCUUAGCAACGUCCCGUAG
Messenger RNA from Guyanagaster necrorhizus, 414 nucleotides. RefSeq lists its product as uncharacterized. The transcript has 4 exons. Lineage: Eukaryota; Fungi; Basidiomycota; Agaricomycetes; Agaricales; Physalacriaceae. Bases 1 to 414 code for a protein of 137 amino acids. The record is from RefSeq and is a predicted model, not a curated record.